Messenger RNA from Lates calcarifer (barramundi perch), 1022 nucleotides. Its product is annotated as serine protease HTRA3-like. Gene Ontology annotation, biological process: regulation of signal transduction; regulation of cell growth. Lineage: Eukaryota; Metazoa; Chordata; Actinopteri; Centropomidae. The coding region runs from base 417 to 1022 and encodes 201 amino acids. The record is from RefSeq and is a predicted model, not a curated record. Gene Ontology annotation, cellular component: extracellular region. The transcript is spliced from 3 exons. Gene Ontology annotation, molecular function: insulin-like growth factor binding.
AUCUGAGUCUCAUCUCCAUCGCCACGCCUCCACAAGGGCACUGCUCCCCACGUCUCCUCCCUCUGUCCGGCCGGCUUCACAGCUCGAGGCGAAGCCCUGCCAGCAGAGUGGAUCAUCAGUCAGCCUGAGCGAGGGGAAGACGGAAAACGUCAUUCACUCCAGCUGAUCCUCUGAACUGCGAACUGGAUAGUGGUCGCGUCUGGACGCGCAAUUACGCUCGGGAACAAGAGAGUUAGAAGUUUCACCGUUCAAGUUCCAAAAUUAGGAUCAUUAAUACUGGUGUAUUUUGCAGCAUUAAGGAGCAUCCACCCAUCCAUGGGAAUUCUCCAGAGAGAGAUGAGCAGCGCGGAACCAGUGGACAUGAUCUCCGCGUAAAAUAUCUCUAUCCGCGUCAAAAUUCUUCCUUUAAAAACAAAAUGCAGAUCUUCCUGUACACAGCUGUGUUGUUCUAUCUCAAGGAGUCUGCCAGCGCUGAGCCCAAAGCCACAUGUCCAACACGGUGCGAUGUGAGUACCUGUCCGAGUCCCAGCUGCCCCAGCGGUUACGUGCCGGACCGCUGCAACUGCUGCCUGGUGUGCGCCCAGGGGGAAGGAGAGCCGUGCGGCCGCAAGGACGACCUGCCGUGUGGGGACGGACUGGAGUGCCAUCACCCGGCGGGCAAGCGGCUCUCUAAGGGGCUCUGUCAGUGCAAGUUCAGCCACGAAGUUUGUGGCAGCGAUGGAAAGACCUACAGUAAUGUGUGCCACCUGAAGGCGACCAGUAGGAAGGCUCUGCAACAGGGACUGCCUGGCAUCACCCAGACCCAGAAAGGACCGUGUGAGACCAGUAUAGGUCCUUCACAUGCUGCCAGUCCUCGUUACAAGUUCAACUUCAUAGCUGAUGUAGUGGAGAAAAUUGCCCCUGCUGUGGUCCACAUCGAGCUCUUCCUCAGGCAUCCUCUCUUUGGCCGGAACAUCCCACUGUCUAGUGGAUCUGGGUUUGUAAUGUCAGAGAAUGGACUAUUGUUACCAACGCCCAUGUAG